UUGUGCUACCCUGACAUCCUAGAAACAUCACAUUCCAGGACAUUUUUUUAGUAUUUCAGCAACUUUAAAACUUGAUAUUUACAAACUUUAUUUUAACAAAUAAAAAGUGUAUUAUGUAUAUAAUAAUGAUGAUAACAUAAUGUAAUCACCCUUUUAAUGGUCUUCUUGGUCAGUUUAUUUAGACAGUUGCAUUUGAGGGGGUAUAGAAAAACUUCCAAGAGUCAUAAUUGAAUACAUUAUUUUAAACAGGAAUUAUGCACUCGGAUACAAACAUAUGUUUCCCGCGUCACAUUAAAGAGAUGAAUUCCAUCAGCACCACCUGGCUUGGUCCUGCUUUAUGCUAAUUAAAAACAUUUAUUGUGAAACUGUAAUUACCAGGUAAAGCACAUACCGCCCUGUUUUUCAGCUAUGAUUUGUUUAUUGUAAUAAGUUUUACGCUAUAAAUAAGCACAGGGGCUAAAUAUCAUGCAGUGCUGUGCACGCGCUCGUCAGUACUGCGGCUCGUGCUGCCGUCCCACCAAUGAGGAGCAAGGAGGAGAAACUUAGCGCAUCAGUUAAGCUGUCAGUUAAAGAAAACAAGGUGGUGUCAGGAUAGAGAUGAGUGAUUUAGAAGGGUUCAGCAUCGAGGACAUGAUUAAUGUCAAACCGCUGAGAGGAGGUGGAGAACUGCAGGAGCCAAAGGUUGAACAGCUGAUCGGAAAACUCGGGAGGCUUAAACAGGGUAAAAGAGCCCUGGAAGAAGAAAUUGUCAAGAUAAAGUCAGUCAGUGACUCACUGGAGAAGGAGCUGGAAAACUUACAAACUAAAGUCUUCCAACUGGAGGCAAUCCACAAAGAAAAGGAAGAGGUGUGCAAUAAGCUCCAGUUUCAGUGUGAAGAGUCUGAGCAGGACGCUGCCAGACAGUUACAACUGAAUAAGAAAAGUGAGCAGCUCCUGGAGCAGUAUAGAUAUGAAAUCCAGGAUCUCAAGCUUAAACACCGGAAACUGCGGAUGAGAUUUGAAAACCAGCUUCAUCAACUGAUAGACCAGCACAAGAAUCUGCACUAUGUCUUUACUCCAGAGAGACUCCCAGAUGAAUUAAAGAGUGUUGAGAAUACAAAGAGCCAGCUGUUGGCAGCUGAAAAGCUAAAGCUCACUCAGCUGCACAACCUCGAUGAGGAGCUGGAAGAGAUGAAGAACCAGAAGCAGGCUCAGGCAGCAGCUGCAGAGACUCAGGAGGAAUAAAUUUGCUCUGAUUUAAAGAAUCAGAGGUAUAUGUUGUGAUUACACAUCUGUCUUGUCAGCUUCAUCAGCCUGAAUCCUGCAGAAUCCUGCAAACUAAGUGGUUAUUUAUACCCCUGACAUCCAGCUGAGAUAUCGGACCACAGAGAAUUCUGGGUAUUACUGAUGUUUUUUCUAUCAUAUGUUCUGUACGGAUAAAUUCUGGAUGAGCUCUUAGUGUUUUUCCACAUAGAGACAUGCUAUAUGCUGUCAUCUGUUUGAUACUAGGCUAUUUAUUGUGUUCAUAUAUUUAAAAACUAUAAAGCCUGUUUGAAUUGUUGUAACAUUGUUUUCAUCACUCUGAAAUCCUAGAAGUAGCACAACCCUUCCCUGCAGUUUACAUGCACAACUGUUGUGUACAUAUAUCUCUCUAUAUAUAUGUUCAUGUUUAUGCACAGAGACACAGUCGCUCUCAGUUUUAAAAGAGAUUUAAUGCAAGAGUUUGUUGCAGUAUUUCAAACAAAAUGUAAUACUAUCUGAGGUUUAAAAAAGAACACAUUAAACCUGUGCAACAGUGACUUCCCCGAAUUAAUGCCAAUUGCUUUUUCCUUUUACUUCUUUUUUCUAUUUUACAGACAAACCACAUUCUCACAUUUCAAUUAAAAUAAUCCAAAAUAAACACAAGGCACGUUCAGAGCGCAGUGAGGGUGAUCACAAUCUAGUUCAUCACUUAAAAUAUAAACAAUCCCCCUUUUUUUUAACAUAAACAUUUACAGCAUAAUCCUGUGUAGAAAACAAGUGUCACCCCACCCUCACCCAGAAGUGUCUUUACAGCCAUACAACAUAUAGUUUAAUCUUUUUUGACGUACUCAGCAAAAACACAGUGAACCGUAAGUGGUUUGAUGCCCUGUCGAGCUAUCAGGCAGCACGGGGCCAGUAAGUCUUUGGUUUUAUAGUUUGUGCCGACCAACAAAUGAGUUAGGAAUCCUGUGCUGGGCGUUGGUCUCAGGAGUUAAAUGAGUUAUGUAAGGAGGCAUGGCGCUGCUCCAGUACUGCGUAAUAUACCUGUUCUUUCUUGUAUACCUUCUUGUAGAGGUAAUACGUGAUUUAAAAUUUUAAGAAGGAAAACGGAGGUCAGUUUUUUAUUUUAUUAUUUACACUGAUUCAGGUCAACUGGAAAUCUUGCAUAUUUAUUUACGCUACAUGAGGCGAACACUAGUACACAUAAACACCACUCCUCUUUCCAUGGAAGCGUCUAGGUCUCCUAGGAAUUGUUAUUUAUUUAGUUUCAACCCUGAGAAGUGGGUGUAUGACUUGUUAGAAAGAAGUCGAGUGUGUUAAGUUCACCACAGCCGCUACCAUCCAUCCAAACUGUAGUGCCCCAACAUUUUAACCUUCUGAUUCAGUUUUUUCCUCCCACACUUUUCACACUCUAUAAAGUCUCACUGACUCUACCCUCUGAUCUCACUCUUCUCUACCCUUUACUCUUCAUCAGCUGUCUUUUUAUUCCUAUGUUUUGGUUAUUUGUCCGGGUUAAUAAUAAUAACAAUAAUAAUAAUGAUAAUAAUGACCCCCCACCAGAACUUUGGCAAAACCCUCGAUGGGCCACUGGCACAUGGUGAAUCCACAAAGACACUUUCUCCCAUUCAGUUUCAAGCAAGCUCCAGCUACAAAGUGGCCUGCACACAACACUGGUACUACACAUGUGCCGUGUUUUGUGACUGGCACAUUAUAUGGUUUUGCUUCUCAGAUGCAACGUUUCCCUUUUCGUCUUUUAGUCCUGUUCACAAAA
This is a messenger RNA of Oreochromis niloticus (Nile tilapia), 2992 nucleotides long. Its product is annotated as synaptonemal complex central element protein 1. Gene Ontology annotation, cellular component: synaptonemal complex. NCBI's taxonomy places the organism in Eukaryota, Metazoa, Chordata, Actinopteri, Cichliformes, Cichlidae. Bases 598 to 1224 code for a protein of 208 amino acids. The transcript has 10 exons. The record is from RefSeq and is a predicted model, not a curated record. Gene Ontology annotation, biological process: synaptonemal complex assembly.